AUGGUCAACGGCAACAUAGACAGCAUCCAGCAAGGCCAGGCGGACUCAAAUGCCACAGGACAGACCAUCAUGAGCUCGCUACCACCCGAAAUUGCACACAUCACUGCCAACUACUACCCUCUACCUUUCAUUCUCCAGCGUCUGGCGCAGAAGUCACACAAUGAACUGCAGUUAAGGGUAGAGGAGCUGGCGAGGAUGCCACCUGGCCAGGGCGCAGCAGCCAAUGGCAACCCAUCUGGAUCUGGCGAGGACAGCUCAGAGGAGAAUCAGAAUAAGAAGGCCUUCCUCCUGAACUUCCUCAAUGAACUGCACGCCAAAUGGACCAAAGCACUUGUCAUGUCAGAAUGGAGCAGGAAGUCAGGUCAAGUCAGCAAGCUCGUUGACCUCCACUCCCACAUUCUAGAGCAACUGGCAAAGUACAACAUAGUCCUCGAUCGCAUGGGUCACGUCAAAAGGGGCAUCUAUGACAUUCGACUACCAAACCCCGACAUCAAGACAGCAUUGCAGGUAUUGUCCACAGGACGAGCUGACUGGAUGCCUGGUAAUAGGUUCAUCCCUCCACCUGCUCUGAAAGCUGAGGAGAUCCAGAAAUGGUUCGGCGAGCUGAAUACGUUAUUGUCCUUUCGCUUGACCCUUCAUGACUAUGACAAGAUACCUUACGAAUUCAGAGACUUCACCGUCAAGGACGGCCGUGUCACGUUCAAGGUGCAGGGAGAGUUCGAGGUUGACCUCACCAUCGGGAAUGACGACCCGGAAAGUCAAUGGUGGUUCAUCGACUUUCGUUUUGACUUUUCUCCAGCGCCUCAAGAGCUUACCGACAAGGUCCGCCACUUCAUGACGAUGAACGUGAAUGACGUCCUCGGCCGUCAGGGUCUGAAGGGAUGUUACGACUUUCUCCAUGGAUAUGUCUUGACACACAAGAUCCGCGAGCUGCAGCGACAGGCUGUCCUGCUCAGUCAGCAGCAUUGGAUCAACCACAUCAAGGUAGAGCCCUUGAACAGGGCGCUCUGCAUACAGUACUGGGCGCAGCGCUACCUCGGCACUGGACCCAAACCAGAGGCCAAUGCUGGACCCAAAAGCUGGAUCAUCAUUGGCGUCAAUAGUGGUAAGACGCCAUCUGCGGAUUCGCUGCCUAGUCUUCAUCCGACGAGCUACCUCACAAUUCGAUGGUUCAGAGACGGCAAGGAGGUCACAGGUGACGCAGAUCUGUCAUCGUUUGGAACAGAGACGAUCUCUGCCGAGGAUCUUCUGAAUCGAAUCAUCUGCAAGCACGUCAGCUAUAUUCUGAAGUCUAUCAGCGACAAGUUGAUGUCAAAGCCACGCUAUGCGAGCCGUCAGGUCUCCGUCUCAAUGAAGCUCCACAAGAGCGAGCCAUCAGAGUCGAUUCUGGUGAUACAACUGACGCAUUCGGAGACACUGAGUGUGAAGAUCAACGGCGUCACCGGCAAUUUCUAUCUGGAGCCUACCAAACCCCUGAUCAGUCGGAGAGAGGCCAUCCUCAAUCUUCGGGGUAGGGAUGCUGUAGAGGACAGCUUUGGCCAGAUUGAGCACAUUAGGUGCGAGAGUCUGUUUGAAGAACUUGUUCGGCUCGGCAGGGCUAUGGGAUGGGUCAUGUGCAAGCGACCAGUCCUCCCAGACGAGGCCAAGAAGCUGCACCCCUCCAGAGAGUUCUACCAACUCCUCUGGCUCAGGCGAGAUACCUGGCCCUCCCCUUGGUACGUGGUGGUUUGUGUGAGCUUGGCCGGCGACAACUGGUGGCUCGUUGAAGUUGUGGACGACGGCGCCAACCCGGCCAAAGCAGCCCCGUCAACUGCUCCCAACAGAGUGGCGAGCCAACUGCCAGAUGGCAGGAACAACAAGAUGCACAACCAGCCAAAUGCCCGCAUCAAGACGUACAAGCCUCUCACAAUGCCAGUGAACCCUAAACUGUCGACCGAUUUCUUCUCGAGACUUACAAAGAUGGUCAACGUUGCUAUGUGUGGAUUCAAGGAUUCUCCACCAGACUACCAUGGCGUUGGUAAGCCUGAGUUUGGGUUCAAGCCGGUGGACAACCCUUAUCUACCUCCUGGCCGAAAGAUGCCAGGGAUGUUCUACAAGACUGCGGCGGUCAUGAGGCAAUUACCAUCUCGAGAUGGUGAGCGGACGACCAGACCGCUCAAGACGUCGUGGGCCGGCGACUAUGUCACGAUGACGUACCGAGAGGAAGUCGAAGGCGCCCAAGGGCGGCCCGAGAUCAUCCAAGACGUCAAGGUGAAGGUCAAAGACAAGUCCAUGUUCUCACUGAUCAAGAAGAAGCACGUCGACCGCGACGUCCGCUACGAUGCGCAGGCCGGCCAAUUCGUGAUGCAGAUACAACGUACGAUGGACAGUUCUUGCAUCCCCCUUAUCGCCACCCGUCUGAAAGCUAUAGAUCGCCUUGUCGAGUUCGUGAGCUCGAUGGGCGACCGCGCCGGCGGCGUGAAGUGUGAGAGUGUCACACUGCGCAAGUUCGUCUUCACCUAUGGUGAGGCCGGCAGCGACGCGUCGACACGAGACAAACGAUGGAAGGUGACGCUGGACCUGGCCAAGCACCAGGAAAUCAAGAUCCAUCUCGAGGCGGGCAGUCCUCAUACACGCAUCCUGGACAUGCUCAACAAGCUCAUUAACUCGCAGAUCGGCAUGAAGGCGCUACCUCGCUGUCUGCAGGCCACGCUCCCCCUCCACCGAGUGCUCGAUUCUCUGGAGGCUACCUGGGCUGUCCUGUCUGAAAAUGGCCAGGGCUUCUUCGAGGUUGUACCACAUGCCCUGGACUGGAUAACGGUUCACUUCGAGCUCGCAGCUGUGGCGAACAACAAAUCUCCGCGCAGACUGCGGCUUAGCGUCAGAGUCAGGACGCGAAACGGCGAGGCCUGGUGGGAAGUGCAGCGGUACGGCCGGGAGGGAGGACAGCGCGAUGAGCUGGACGAGGUGCUACAGCCUAUAUUCACCAGCCGCAUCACGCCUGAGGGAUGGCAAGGCCUCGAUACUGCCGUUGUCGUGAAGGUCGGAGGCGGCGGCAUCGAGGCCCUCUUGAGCAAGAUCAGCGCUGCUGUCAAGGCAUUGGCGACUGGUGUUCCGGCAACUGCUGCUGCUAUACAGCUCAACAUGGCUUCGUCCCAAGCAGCACCGAUUGUGUUGGAUUAG
Cryphonectria parasitica EP155 is the source of this 3162-nucleotide messenger RNA. Its product is annotated as MED14-domain-containing protein. Gene Ontology annotation, biological process: regulation of transcription by RNA polymerase II. NCBI's taxonomy places the organism in Eukaryota, Fungi, Ascomycota, Sordariomycetes, Diaporthales, Cryphonectriaceae. The record is from RefSeq and is a predicted model, not a curated record. Bases 1 to 3162 code for a protein of 1053 amino acids. The transcript is spliced from 3 exons. Gene Ontology annotation, molecular function: transcription coregulator activity. Gene Ontology annotation, cellular component: core mediator complex; mediator complex.